AUGAACAUUCUUAAUGUGUCAAUUGCUUUGUGUCUUUACACUCUUUUAGCUUUUGUUUCAUCUGAUAGUCCAGAAGCAAUGAUAGAUCUCGUGACAAACUUUCCUGGCCAACCAAUAGUGAGCUUUAGACAUUACGCCGGUUAUGUCACGGUUAAUGAACCCAACGGUAGGGCUUUGUUUUAUUGGUUCUUCGAAGCUAUGACUCAUCCCAACGUGAAGCCUUUAGUACUAUGGCUCAAUGGAGGUCCUGGCUGUUCUUCUGUUGGAUACGGUGCAACACAAGAGAUUGGUCCAUUUCUCGUUGAUAACAAAGGAAACAAUAUUAAGUCCAACCCCUAUGCAUGGAAUAAAGAGGCCAACGUAUUGUUUCUUGAAUCUCCGGCUGGUGUUGGGUUUUCGUAUUCAAACACAAGUAGUGAUUAUAGAAAACUCGGCGAUGACUUUACAUCGAGGGACUCGUACGCUUUUCUCCAAAAGUGGUUUGUGAGAUUCCCAGCUUACAAAGAAAACAAGUUCUUUAUCGCAGGAGAGAGCUAUGCAGGAAAAUACAUACCCGAGCUUGCGGAGGUUAUUUACGACAAGAACAAGGAACACAAGGACAAUUUGUCACUUCACAUUAAUUUAAUGGGAAUUUUGCUUGGAAAUCCGUUGACAUCAUACGCGGAAGAUUGGACAGGAUGGGUGGAUUACGCGUGGAGCCACGCAGUGAUAUCAGAUGAGACAUAUAGAGUCAUAAAAAGGAGUUGCAAUUUCACAAGUGACACUACUUGGGAGGUUAAAGAUUGCAAAGAUGGUGUAGAUGAAAUACUCAAACAAUACAAAGAGAUCGAUCAGUUCAGUCUCUACACUCCUAUAUGCAUGCACCAUUCAUCAAAGCUUGAUUCCUACGCCAAUUCCAAGACGAUACCGAGGCUGUUCGAUGGAUUUGACCCGUGUAUGGACGAUUACGCAAAAGUAUUCUACAACCGAGCUGAUGUUCAGAAAGCUCUUCACGUGUCUGAUGGUGUUCAUCUCAAGAACUGGACAAUUUGCAACGGCGAUAUCCUAAACCAUUGGAACUGGACUGAUUCAAAACCAUCGGUGCUGCCUAUAUAUAAGAAACUAAUUGCUGGAGGAUUUAGAGUUUGGGUUUACAGUGGCGAUACUGACGGAAGAGUUCCCGUACUCUCGACAAGGUACUGCAUCAAUAAAUUGGAAUUACAAAUCAAGACAGCUUGGAGGCCAUGGUAUCAUGAGAAACAGGUAAGUGGAUGGUUUCAAGAAUACGAAGGUUUAACGUUUGCAACGUUUAGAGGAGCAGGACAUGAUGUGCCUUCCUUUAAACCUAGUGAAUCCCUCGCGUUUUUUUCUGCCUUCCUCAAUGGAGUUCCUCCUCCUUCAUCGCGACAGGCUUAG
Molecule: messenger RNA, 1395 nt
Organism: Capsella rubella
Lineage: Eukaryota; Viridiplantae; Streptophyta; Magnoliopsida; Brassicales; Brassicaceae
Product: serine carboxypeptidase-like 32
Exons: 9
Coding region: 1-1395 (464 amino acids)
Biological process (GO): proteolysis
Cellular component (GO): vacuole
Molecular function (GO): serine-type carboxypeptidase activity
Source: RefSeq, a predicted model, not a curated record